This is a messenger RNA of Pleurotus ostreatus (oyster mushroom), 975 nucleotides long. RefSeq lists its product as uncharacterized. Gene Ontology annotation, cellular component: mitochondrion. The transcript is spliced from 3 exons. Gene Ontology annotation, molecular function: magnesium ion binding; 3-methyl-2-oxobutanoate hydroxymethyltransferase activity. Lineage: Eukaryota; Fungi; Basidiomycota; Agaricomycetes; Agaricales; Pleurotaceae. Gene Ontology annotation, biological process: pantothenate biosynthetic process. The record is from RefSeq and is a predicted model, not a curated record. The coding region runs from base 1 to 975 and encodes 324 amino acids.
AUGCUGGGUUCAUCGAUGUACGCUCUGAGGCUUCAGCGGGUGGAAUUGAAGCACGCUUCCCGGAACGGAAUCUUUCGACGGUGGAUGAGCGUUCGUCCACAGGAUAUUGGCAUCUCCGAAGUUCGCAAGAAGGUCACCAUCCAGUCGUUAUACCAAAACAAAGCGAAUGGCACUCCGAUAUCAAUGCUCACUGCGUAUGACUACCCAACGGCAGUCGCAUGCUCAUCGCACCCGGUCGAUAUCACUCUGGUGGGCGAUUCACUGGCGCAAGUGUGUCUCGGAUAUCCCUCGACCACCCAUCUAUCUGUUGCCGAGAUGAUUCACCACACCCGAGCGGUCGCCCGAGGCACGACACACCCUCUCCUUAUUGCCGAUAUGCCCUUCGGAUCAUAUCAUACGGGCAUCGAAGACGCUCUGCGAAAUGCAGUACGCAUGGUCCAGGACGGACACGUCGAGGGUGUAAAGAUGGAAGGGGGGCAAGAACUCACUGAAAUUGUCCGACGUUUAUCCUCAGUAGGCAUCCCCGUAAUGGCACACGUCGGGCUACUUCCCCAACGACAUAUUGCAAUGUCCGGGUACAAAGUGCAAGGUCGCGACCGAAAUGGCGCCAAACGCAUCUUGGCCGAUGCCCUCGCUCUGCAAGAAGCAGGCGCCUUCUCGAUAGUAUUGGAAGCCAUACCGAAGGAACUCGGAAAGUACAUCACGGAGAAACUGGAGAUUCCAACGAUCGGCAUCGGUGCAGGCCCGCAUACCGACGGACAGGUGUUGGUUUGGGACGACAUGAUGGGCACGUGGAAUGGCCACAAGGCCAAGUUCGUUCGCCGAUUUGCAAACGCUAAGCAUGAACGGGACAGUGGCGUCGAAGCGUACUGUGAAGCCGUUAAAUCCCGCUCCUUCCCCGACGAGAACACCGAAAGCUACUCUCUGGACAAGAACGAAUGGGCCCAAUUUCUGGAAGAUCAGAAGUCACAGUGA